AUGAUGCUGGGUGGAGGAGGAAUGGACCCCGAUGCACAACGGCUGCACUCCGAUGUGGACAAAGGGGACGGGAAAGUGAAAUACGUGUUGUCCGGUGAGGGCGCCACCUCCAUUUUCACCAUCGACGAGAACACCGGAGACAUCCACGCCACGAAGCGGCUGGACCGAGAGGCCCAGGCCUACUACACGCUCCAAGCUCAAGCCGUUGACCGAAUCACCAACUUACCCGUGGAGCCCAAGUCAGAGUUCGUGGUCAAAGUGCAGGAUAUCAAUGACAACGAACCCAAGUUUCUGGAUGGACCAUACCUGGCAGGGGUGCCAGAGAUGUCCCCCCUGGGAACCAUGGUGGUACAAGUGGCGGCCACAGAUGCAGAUGACCCUACGUACGGGAACAGUGCCCGGGUGGUCUACAGCAUCAUCCACGGUCAGCCGUAUUUUUCAGUGGAGCCAAAAACAGCUCACGCCUGGACCAUAGCGUCGGCUGACUUUGACAAAGUACCCGGGCUGAAAUACACUCUGAGCUCCACGGUGCAAUACUGCGCUAGCGAUUAA
Molecule: messenger RNA, 552 nt
Organism: Menidia menidia (Atlantic silverside)
Lineage: Eukaryota; Metazoa; Chordata; Actinopteri; Atheriniformes; Atherinopsidae
Source: the annotation of a GenBank genome assembly